ACUGGCGCUCGGGACGGAGCGCCGCAGGCCGCGAGCGGCGGCCCUGGCGGCAGACGGGCGCGGGGCCCCGGCGCCAUGGGCGCCGCCCGUCUCUGCCUGCUGCUGCUGGCCUGGGCGCUGUGCUUCUCGGGCGGGCUCUGCUCCGCGCGGCGGCGCUGGCCGGUGCCUUACAGGCGCUUUGAUUACCGUCCGAAAACAGAUCCUUACUGCCAAGCUCGCUAUACUUUCUGUCCCACUGGCUCUGCUGUUCCACUUAUGAAGGAAGAGGAUGUCAUUGAAGUGUAUCGAUUACAGGCUCCAGUGUGGGAAUUCAAAUACGGUGACCUACUUGGACAUUUGAAAAUUAUGCAUGAUGCCGUGGGCUUCAAGAGCUCUCUAACCGGCAAAAACUACACAAUGGAGUGGUAUGAACUCUUCCAGCUUGGGAACUGUACAUUUCCACAUCUCCGGCCUGGCAUGGAUGCCCCAUUCUGGUGUAACCAGGGAGCUGCCUGCUUCUAUGAAGGAAUAGAUGAUGCACACUGGAAGAAAAAUGGAACUUUGGUUCUCGUGACCACAAUAUCAGGAACCAUGUUUAAUGAAAUGGCAAAAUGGGUAAAAUAUGACAAUGAGACUGGCAUUUAUUAUGAGACCUGGACAGUUCAAGCAAGUCCUGACAAACAAUCAGUAAUAUGGUUUGAUUCUUAUGAAUGCUCUAAAUUUAUAUUGAGAACAUACCAGAAGCUGGCUGACUUAGGAGCUGUAUUUAAUAAGAUACAAACAAACUAUACCAGCAUAAUUUUAUUCAGUGGAGAACCCAUUUAUUUGGGAAAUGAAACAUCUAUUUUUGGACCUCUGGGAAACAAGACAUUGGCUGCAGCUAUAAGAGACUUCUACUAUCCGUUCAAACCUCAUCAGACACUUGGAGAGUUCUUUGUGGAUCUUUUAAAAAUAAUUGAUCAUGUCAUCUUGAAUCAUCAGUUUUACCUCUUUUACAACUUGGAAUACUGGUUUUUACCUAUGAAAUCCCCUUAUCUCAAAAUAAUUUAUGAAGAAGUCCCUUUGCCUAAUGGAAGCAAAACAUCCUUUGGCUUAUAAUUACUUGCUUGAGAACCAACCUUAUGAAUAUGUUUCAAAAAUUUGGAGAAUUACUGUAAUGUUAUUAAAAAAGUGUUGUAUACUUCACUGCUAGUUGUAAAAGUUGCUUUGGGAAGGCUUUGCUAGACAAGGGGAAAGAAUUUGACUUUUUUUUUUUCUUGUCAACUGCCAAAAGUCCUUGAACACUUGAAAAUCUUUGACUUGGCCAGCUGGCUUCCGUGUAACCACAGUCACUGGACAUCGGAGAGUCAUCUGACUGAACUGCAGCACGCGGGGAGGGUGAAGGAGAGGCAGCCUGCCUGCCCUGCUCUCAGGUGCUCUCCACAGAGAUCGCUCUGUUGGAACAGAUGGCUACUGGCCACCCACAGCAAUGGGAUACAAGGAAUCAAGAGGACCUUUUGGUCUGACCAAUGCAGCUGUCCAUGGGUAGGAACGAACAUGAGUGCUGGGAUGUGCUCAGUUCCCUCAACAUGUGCCUUAGCUCCCUAUUUGUUCUGUUUUGUUUUGUAGGACUAUGAACUGUUCUCUGAUUCAUGACAUAGCUGCUUGGCAGGGUGGGGAGGGGCAAGUGAUUUUAUUAGAUGUAUAAGUAAGUGUUACCUUGUCUCCACUUUGCUUCCCUCAUCUGAAUUGUAAACUUAAUACAGACAGCUCUUCCUUCAACUGGUGUGAUGGUUUUCUAUUGUGGAUGCAAGGCAGACAGUCCA
This is a messenger RNA of Rhea pennata, 1784 nucleotides long. It is a transcript of the gene CLN5, whose product is annotated as CLN5 intracellular trafficking protein. The transcript has 4 exons. Gene Ontology annotation, molecular function: hydrolase activity, acting on glycosyl bonds. The coding region runs from base 76 to 1077 and encodes 333 amino acids. Gene Ontology annotation, cellular component: lysosome; lysosomal membrane. Gene Ontology annotation, biological process: lysosome organization. The record is from RefSeq and is a predicted model, not a curated record. NCBI's taxonomy places the organism in Eukaryota, Metazoa, Chordata, Aves, Rheiformes, Rheidae.